This is a messenger RNA of Zea mays, 828 nucleotides long. RefSeq lists its product as uncharacterized. The transcript has a single exon. The coding region runs from base 83 to 394 and encodes 103 amino acids. NCBI's taxonomy places the organism in Eukaryota, Viridiplantae, Streptophyta, Magnoliopsida, Poales, Poaceae. The record is from RefSeq and is marked validated.
GUAAGCCAUCGCUCACACAGUCAGACCGACGGACUCAUUAACACACACACGGACACACAACUUCUCCAUACACGCCGUAGCCAUGGCUUCCGCUGCGCAGAAGAAGAUGGCAAUUGUUUGCUUGAUGCUGCUGGCCGUCGUCGGCCAAAUCGUCGCUGAUGCUGAUGUUACCGUAGAACAUCCCAGCCGCAUCUGCACCGAAACGGUGAUUGAUCCUCGUGUUCCCAACAACGAGUGCAUCUGCUCCAAGAACUGCGCCUGUGCCGGCAAGUGCAUCCUUGAGUCGCCUGAUGCUGUCCAGACCUGCUUUGUCGACUGCGUCCUCAAGAACGACUGCAUCUGCAGCAGCAAGAUCAUCCCCGGCGCUGACGACCCAAAGGCUAAUGCCAAGUGAAGUAGUACUGCUAUCAUCAUCCCCAAUAAUGGCGUACGUACCUAAAUAAACGACCUCCCAUGCAUGCACCAACGGGGAGAGUUAAGUGUGUAAUAAUUAACGGCCGGUAUGUCUGUACGACGACGCGUCUUGUUUGUAAUAAUAAACCCCUUGUUUUGUACGUGUAAUAAUAAACCACUGUCCACGCGCCUUACACGUAAAUUCAUGUUUGUUUGGAUACACAUUUUCAGUCGAUUCCAGAAUUCGAAAAAACAUAAUAUUAUUGCCUACUGAUGAGACGACUGAUAUAUAAUUUCCAUGAGUGCUUAAUUAAGCUACAAAAAUUAAGCCAAAGUAGUAAUAAUAAUAACGGUAAUUGUUGAGGCUUGCCUUACCAAAGGUCCUCAAGACAUCUUUAUUUCGGUGUAAGCAAAUGUGUUUCAAGCAAAUAGUAA